Molecule: messenger RNA, 501 nt
Organism: Solanum verrucosum
Lineage: Eukaryota; Viridiplantae; Streptophyta; Magnoliopsida; Solanales; Solanaceae
Product: probable transcription repressor OFP9
Exons: 1
Coding region: 1-501 (166 amino acids)
Biological process (GO): negative regulation of DNA-templated transcription
Source: RefSeq, a predicted model, not a curated record
AUGCAGAACUCUAAGGCAGCAGCAGCCAAGAAGCAGAAGCUUAAGGGAUGCAGUGCCUUGUGCUGUAGCUGUAGGCUGAGUGUUUCGUCGUCUUCAGAAGAAGCUGAAAGCUCCAGUUCUGGUAGAUAUCCGACUAUUUCGAGCUUAACACAUGCUAUGGUGCAAGAGAGGUUAGACAGGAUGAUUAGAGAAAGAGAAGAGGCGAAAAAUGAAGAGAUGAGGAGAAGGAGGAGGAGGGCGGAGCGAGAUGAGAAGACAAAGUUUAUAGUGAUGAUAGCUAUGGAGAAAUCAUCUUAUGAUCCAAGAGAGGAUUUUAGGGAGUCAAUUGAACAGAUGAUAAUUGCAAAUAGGAUUUGUGAUCCUAAAGAUUUAAGGAGACUUUUGAAUUAUUAUGUUUCUAUGAAUGCUGAGGAAUAUCGUGGUGUUAUACUUGAAGUGUUCCAUCAAGUUUGCACAACUUUCUUCUUAUCAUGUAAACAACCUUCAUCUCAUCAAGUAUAA